AUGGCAAAUGGCGUAUCCGACGUCAAAAAGAAGAAGAAAAGCGCCUUCUCAUGCGAGCCCUGCAGGAGACGCAAAGUCAAGUGUACGGGCGAGAAGCCACAGUGCAGCCGAUGUAUCGCUCGCAAUGAAGCUUGCGUAUAUCACUUGCCACCCACCAUCUCGUACACCCAAAAGCUAGAGGCUCGCGUUCAGGAACUUGAAAGAGCGUUGGCAGGGUCCCAGACCACACAGUCUCCAUCAAGCUUAUCCAGAUCUGAGCCGUCGCCUCGAGUCCCUCCGUUUGAAGGAGCCAGGCCGGCAUCGAGGGAUGCCAUUCCAUACCAAAGCUCAACUAGUUUCUUCGAGCUGGUCACUGGCCACGGUUCCAGUGCACUGCCGAUAACACAAACAUCAAAUCAUCUCGACAGCCGCAGGGAGCGACUAGUCGAGAAUGCUGAGAAGCAGAGGUCAAGAGAACUACUGGCGGCAACACCUGAGCCUUUCAAAUUCAUGCUUAGCAACCACUGGUGCUGGAUUCAACCUCUUUUCAACUUCAUCUACCGUCCCGCGUUCACGCGUGACAUGCAAGCCUUGGGCCCUUACUACUCACACACAUUACUGAAUGCAGUUCUUGCGCACUCCGCUCGUUGGUGUAGCCGAGAUCCUGCCAUCGCUCCGCUUCUCGAACCAUACGACCAAGGCCAGUUAUUUUCCAGACACGCACGAACCCUCAUGUUCGAAGAAGUGGUAGCAGGGAAGGGCACUGUUCCACUAGUUCAAACUCUACUUAUUUUGAGCGCCCAGGAAUGCGGUGCUGGAAAUGCAACUCAGGCUUGGCUGUAUAGUGGAAUGGCGUUUCGCUACAUUCAAGAUAUGGGAAUUUGUGUCGACAAUGAGAUCUAUGCUACACAGCCACAUCUAACCGAAGAGGAUUUGGAAAUUAGAAACAGACUCUUUUGGAGUUGCUACUUUUGGGACAAAAUCAUCUGCCUCUAUCUUGGUCGUUCACCCUCAUUAAAACACACAAGAAUAUCUCCUCCACAGAUGCUUCUUGACGACUCUGCAGAAGAUGAGAUCUGGGUUCCUCAUGGGCUGUCCUAUCCAAGUGGACAAGAAUAUCCGCUGAGAAAAUCGCAUGCAACCUCAUGUUUUAUGCAGAUGUGUAAGUUGUCAGUUACUUUCCAUCAGAUACUCCUGCAUAUGUAUGAUCGAGAGCAAGAUCAUAUGGACACCGAGCGACAACAGUGCGUUGAGGAUCAAGGGACCGCCCUUAGUAUCUGGUGGCAGGAUCUCCCAGAACAUCUCAAGAUCGACCCCAUGUCCCUGCCGGCUUAUGCGCCUCCAAGUCACAUCAUCACGCUGAAUUGUCUCUUUCACACUUUCUCGAUUUUAUUGUAUCGCCCCAUGGUGUUUGGAUCCACGUCUUUGCCACUCGGCUUCGCACUAGAAUCAGAUUAUCUGAGGAGAUGUAUAGCUUCAGCCAACGCUAUUAUUUUUAUUAUUCAAGCUUCUGGCGCAUUUGAUGCACAAGUUUCGAGGAAACUAAACUACUGCGUAACUGCUUUGGAACAUGCCAAAGAAUCAGCGCCCAUACUUAAGCAUGCUCUGGAACUUCUCUUGAGAGAAAUGUCUAAACUACAGCCCAAGCCCAGCUCAUCAUCGGCAAAAGCGACAGAAGAGGAUAUUGCCAGGCCGGGCCAUACCGACUAUAACCAAGCUCAGAGAAUGUUUCUGGACAAUCCAGACUUCCAGGAACCCUCACCGAACACUUCCAUUGGGCUACCGGAGUUUGACUUUUCAGAUGUCCAGGUGGAUCCAAGUAUCUUCGAAGCAUUUUCUGGCCUGGAGCCUAUCAGUGUUCAAGUCGGUGGGUUUGAGGAGAAUUGGUGA
Messenger RNA from Exophiala aquamarina CBS 119918, 1869 nucleotides. RefSeq lists its product as uncharacterized. The record is from RefSeq and is a predicted model, not a curated record. Gene Ontology annotation, biological process: DNA-templated transcription; regulation of DNA-templated transcription. NCBI's taxonomy places the organism in Eukaryota, Fungi, Ascomycota, Eurotiomycetes, Chaetothyriales, Herpotrichiellaceae. Bases 1 to 1869 code for a protein of 622 amino acids. Gene Ontology annotation, molecular function: DNA binding; DNA-binding transcription factor activity, RNA polymerase II-specific; zinc ion binding. The transcript has 2 exons.